CCCUCUUCCUCUAUAUAAUAAUCACGUCCUGAGAGACUGAGAUCGGAACUGAUAGUGAAGAAGAAGAAAGAAGAAAGAGGAAAGAAGAAAGAAGAAAGAAGAAAGAAGAAGAAGAAGAAGAAGAAGAAGAAGAAGAAGAAGAAGAAGAAGAAGAAAAUGGUGUUGACGGUGUAUGCUCCUUUAUACGCUUCUACGAAGAGAGCGCUUGUGACGCUAGUUGAGAAAGGCGUUGACUUCGAGACCGUCAAUGUCGAUCUCUUGAAAGGAGAACAGAGGCAGCCUGAGUAUGUUGCGAUUCAGCCUUUCGGUAAAAUCCCUGUGCUCGUUGACGGAGACUACAAAAUCUUCGAGUCGCGAGCGAUCAUGAGGUACGUAGCAGAGAAAUACAGGUCACAAGGGCCAGACUUGUUGGGGAAGACGAUUGAAGAGAGAGGACAAGUAGAGCAAUGGCUUGACGUGGAGGCAACAAGCUACCACCCACCACUACUUGCUCUAACGCUCAACAUUAUCUUUGCACCGCUCAUGGGUUUUCCUGCUGAUGAGAAAGUUAUAAAGGAGAGUGAAGAGAAGCUUGGAGAAGUGUUUGAUGUCUAUGAAGCACAGCUCUCAAAGACCGAGUACUUGGCUGGUGAUUUUGUGAGUCUUGCUGAUUUGGCUCACCUUCCUUUCACUUCUUACUUGGUCGGUCCUAUUGGGAAGGCUUACAUGAUCAAGGAUAGGAAGCAUGUGAGUGCGUGGUGGGAUAAGAUUAGCAGCCGUCCUGCGUGGAAGGAGGUUUCUGAGAAGUAUGCAUUGCCGGUUUAAAGGGAAGAUCAAAGAUAUAUGGUUUGUUUGUGUUCUUGUGAUGUUUGUUGAGCUUUCUGUGUACUGUGUGUGACUGUGAGUUGUCUCUGUUUCAGGUUCGAUGUCUUUUGGUUUUAAUAAUAAAACAGAACUCUGCCUCUCUUGUGUUA
Messenger RNA from Eutrema salsugineum, 953 nucleotides. RefSeq names its product glutathione S-transferase F10. Gene Ontology annotation, cellular component: cytoplasm. NCBI's taxonomy places the organism in Eukaryota, Viridiplantae, Streptophyta, Magnoliopsida, Brassicales, Brassicaceae. Gene Ontology annotation, molecular function: glutathione transferase activity; glutathione binding. The coding region runs from base 157 to 804 and encodes 215 amino acids. The record is from RefSeq and is a predicted model, not a curated record. The transcript is spliced from 3 exons.